AUGUUCUUCGUCAAAACGAUGGCUUUCGCAGCCCUGGUUGCUGGCACCCUAUCUGCGCCUGCUGUCACCACGACCCAUACUGUUACCAGCGAGGCCACGGCCAAGUUGCCUCCGUCACAAACUCUUGCAAACGUCGGAGUUGCCACCGCACCUACGCCUGGCCACGCCAUCUGCGGCGCCCUUGGCACCGACUGUCCUCGUCCGGCCAUCACAACGGCCGGCAUGACGAUGGCUCCUCCCCCGCUGAUGACGAUCAGCCUGAUCAACAGGCAUGGGGAGGCUCUGAGCACGUACCACUCCAGCAACACCGGCGCUUCCCCCGCCGUCUCGGGUCCCACUACGGCCGGCACUCUUGCCGCCGGAGGCACUGCCGUCAACGCAUAUCCCACAGGUGUAGGUGGUUCCCUUCUAGUUUGCCGAGCACUGGAUAUAGAUAUUUACCGAGACAAGUUGUGGGCCGGUAACAUCCAGAUCGGACUUGCCCGAUUCUCCUUCGACCGGUUCCUUUCUGCGGUCGAAGCAAACUUCGUCGUCCCGAAGGACCAUGAGGGCAUCCACUUUACCGAUGCCGGGGCCGACAUCGAUGCCUCCUUUGCCGCGGGCUAUUCUGUCCCGCUCACCUGCAGCUGCGAUGGCGUCAAAGUCACGGGCUGCAACAAAGACCUCUUCAGCCUCUCCACAUGCCCCAACCUUGACGCCCCUGGGGCCUGCCGGAACCCCGUGGUACUCGACACGGAUAUGGCGGCUGCCGACUUUUUCAAGCCUUAUGCUGGCCAGGCGUACACCUACCCCAACGACCAAUGA
This is a messenger RNA of Truncatella angustata, 804 nucleotides long. RefSeq lists its product as uncharacterized. The record is from RefSeq and is a predicted model, not a curated record. The transcript is spliced from 3 exons. Lineage: Eukaryota; Fungi; Ascomycota; Sordariomycetes; Amphisphaeriales; Sporocadaceae. The coding region runs from base 1 to 804 and encodes 267 amino acids.